AUGGAAUUACAAAGAGUUGCACAUGAAAUUGUAGAUGAAGUGAAUGUGGUUGAUUUGAUCCAUGAGAAUGAAACUAUUCAAGGUGAAAAUGAAAGUAAAUCUGGAGAUGAUGUUACACCUAAGUCUAAAAAGGAAAAAACAUCAAAUGCGGAUUGUUGGAAAGUGUUUACUAAAAUUGGGAAGGAUAAAGAUGGAAUUCCAAGGGUUAAGUGUAAUGGUUGUUCAAAGAUUUUGAAGGGCGGCGAUAGGAAUUAUGGUACCACGAGUUUGAAUCGUCAUAUGAAAAAGUGCACUAAAAUCAAAUAUGCUGAUGUAGGUCAAGUGAUGGUUGACUUGGAUUGGUUGAAAUAUUUGAACCCUGAUUUUUCACCUAUUUCACGGAAUACUGUUAAGGCUGAUGUUGAACAACUAUUCAAGAUGGAGAAAGAAACACUUAAGAAGGAAUUAGCUAACAUUCCCUCUAGAAUUUCAUUAACUUCUGAUUUGUGGACAACUUGUACUACCGAGGGUUAUAUUUGCUUGACUUCCCAUUAUGUUGAUUCUAAUUGGAAUUUGAAGAAUAAUGCUUCAGCUAAUGACAUGAUAGAAAGUGUCAAAUAUGUGAAGGGCUCAGAUGGUAGAAUUAAAAAAUUCAAGGAACGCAUUGAACUCAUUGGUGGUGUUGAAAUUUCGGCUGGUUUGUCUUAUGAUGUUUCCACUAGAUGGAACUCUACUUAUUUGAUGCUUCAAAGUGCAUUGAAGUAUCAAUGUGUAUUUGGAAGUCUUAGUUUUCAUGAUGAUAUAAGUGUGGUUCUUGCUUUAGGAGCAGUUCUUAACCCGAGGAUUAAGCUUACCUCUUUGGAAUAUAUGUAUGAAAAAGUUGAUCCACUUACCUCAAAUCUUAAAACAGAGGAAAUAAAGCAGAAGUUGUACACUCUUUUUGAGAUGUAUCGUUCCCUUCACACUUCAUCUUUAACAACUUCUCAAACUCCAUCUUCCAACGCUAUAGGAGAAUCAAGUUCUCACGCGUUCACUAAAGGUUUAUUCAAUGUGUAUUGGAUGAUGAUGAAGAUAAGGAAUAUGGAAGUUUGGAAAAAAGAAUUACAACAGAAGCGUCUUUUAUUUAUGACUUAG
Vicia faba (fava bean) is the source of this 1113-nucleotide messenger RNA. The record is from the annotation of a GenBank genome assembly. NCBI's taxonomy places the organism in Eukaryota, Viridiplantae, Streptophyta, Magnoliopsida, Fabales, Fabaceae.